Molecule: messenger RNA, 4118 nt
Organism: Hippopotamus amphibius kiboko
Lineage: Eukaryota; Metazoa; Chordata; Mammalia; Artiodactyla; Hippopotamidae
Gene: BAG6
Product: BAG cochaperone 6
Exons: 24
Coding region: 610-4029 (1139 amino acids)
Cellular component (GO): BAT3 complex
Molecular function (GO): misfolded protein binding; polyubiquitin modification-dependent protein binding
Source: RefSeq, a predicted model, not a curated record
GGUGGUGGGGGGUGUGUGUGUGUGUGUGUGUGUGUUUGGUGUGUGUUGGUUGCGCCGCUCUGCUGGAGCACCGAGGGUAGGAGGAAGAGGGAGGCAGUCAGCUAGCCGAUCUGGUCCUCCGUGAAUGUCCGUCAUUUCGGGUCUGUCGUGACUUAGGCGGGUUCGAUGGGCGUGGCGUGGCGCGCGUGCGCGAAACCACUUUCUCCGCAGAGUCUGGCGCGACCCUCGCUCUCUCGUUGUCCCAGGGUUUGCGACUUCUCGGGCGCUUGUCCUAUCGCCACCGGUGAUGAUACUGGUCUUGUGUUUCCUUCCUUCCCUGCUUCCUAGCCCAACUGGCCCUCCCUUAUUGUGAUUGGCAUCGUGGAACCCCUCCCACCUGCCGUCCUCCAGCUCCCUGUGCAGUCUAUCUUUGCCCUUUGUGUUUCUCACCCUGUGCCCCGGAAUCUGAAGGGGGAUGGGGGCGGGUGUGAGUGUGUGUGCUUGUGUGGGAGAAACUCUUUAGGUAUUGGGGCGGAGUCUCGGGCCGGGGAGGCUUCCGGGUGUAUAAAAAUAUGCUCUGGGCGACAGCGGACCUCCCUCCUAACAUUCUUCCUUAGAGAGCUGUCGGCCAUGGAGCCCAGUGAUAGUACCAGUACCACUAUGGAGGAACCUGACAGCUUGGAGGUGCUGGUGAAGACCCUGGACUCUCAGACCCGGACCUUUAUUGUGGGGUCCCAGAUGAAUGUAAAGGAGUUUAAGGAGCACAUUGCUGCCUCUGUCAGCAUCCCAUCUGAGAAACAACGGCUUAUCUACCAGGGACGAGUUCUGCAGGAUGAUAAGAAGCUCCAGGAAUAUAAUGUUGGGGGAAAGGUUAUCCACCUUGUGGAACGUGCUCCUCCUCAGACUCAGCUCCCUUCUGGAGCAUCUUCUGGAACAGGGUCUGCCUCAGCCACCCAUGGUGGGGGACCCCCACCUGGUACUCGGGGGCCUGGGGCCUCUGUUCAUGACCGGAAUGCCAACAGCUAUGUCAUGGUUGGAACCUUCAAUCUUCCUAGUGACGGCUCUGCUGUGGAUGUUCACAUCAACAUGGAACAGGCCCCGAUUCAGAGUGAGCCCCGAGUACGGCUGGUGAUGGCUCAGCACAUGAUCCGGGAUAUACAGACCUUACUAUCCCGGAUGGAGUGUCGAGGGGGGCCCCAAGCCCAGCACAGUCAGCCGCCGCCACAGAUGCCAGCUGCGGCCCCGGAGCCAGUAGCCUUGAGCUCUCCAACGUCAGAACCGGUCGAAAGUGAAGUGCCUCCUCGGGAGCCCAUGGAGGCGGAAGAAGUGGAGGAGCGUGCACCUGCUGCUCAGAGCCCAGAGCUCACCCCUUCUGGCCCAGCCCCAGCGGGCCCAGCACCUGCCCCAGAGACAAAUGCACCCAACCAUCCUUCCCCUGCGGAGUAUGUCGAGGUGCUUCAGGAGCUGCAGCGGCUUGAGAGCCGCCUCCAGCCCUUCCUGCAGCGCUACUAUGAGGUUCUGGGUGCCGCUGCCACUACGGACUACAACAACAAUCAAGAGGGCCGUGAAGAGGAUCAGCGCUUGAUCAACUUGGUGGGGGAGAGCCUGCGGCUGCUGGGCAACACCUUUGUGGCGCUGUCUGAUCUGCGUUGCAAUCUGGCCUGUGCGCCCCCCCGUCACCUGCAUGUGGUCCGGCCCAUGUCUCACUACACCACCCCCAUGGUGCUCCAGCAGGCAGCCAUCCCCAUCCAGAUCAACGUGGGCACCACCGUGACCAUGACGGGGAAUGGAACUCGGCCCCCCCCGACUCCCAGUGCGGAGGCACCUCCGCCUGGUCCUGGGCAGGCCUCGUCCCUGGCCCCCUCUUCUACCACCGUCGAGUCUUCGACUGAGGGGGCUCCCCCGCCAGGGCCAGCUCCCCCCCCGACCGCCAGCCACCCGAGGGUCAUCCGGAUUUCCCACCAGAGUGUGGAACCCGUGGUCAUGAUGCACAUGAACAUUCAAGGCUCCACCCUCAUCCAGCUGCCCUCCCUGCCCCCUGAGUUCAUGCACGCCGUCGCCCACCAGAUCACACAUCAGGCCAUAGUGGCAGCUGUUGCCUCCAUGGCCGCAGGACAGCAGGUGCCGGGCUUCCCGACAGCUCCCACGCGGGUGGUGAUUGCCCGGCCCACCCCUCCGCAGGCUCGGCCUUCCCAUCCUGGGGGGCCCCCAGUCUCUGGGGCUCUGCCGGGUGCUGGGCUGGGUACCAAUGCCUCUUUAGCCCAGAUGGUGAGCGGCCUCGUGGGGCAGCUUCUUAUGCAGCCUGUCCUUGUGGCUCAGGGGACCCCAGGAAUGGCUCCACCUCCAGCACCUGCCACUGCGUCAGCCAGUGCCGGCACCACCAACACAGCUACCACGGCUGGCCCUGCCCCUGGGGGGCCCGCCCAGCCUCCACCCCCUCAACCCUCCGCCUCUGAUCUUCAGUUCUCUCAGCUCCUGGGGAACCUGCUGGGGCCUGCAGGGCCAGGGGCUGGAGGGCCUGGCAUGGCUUCUCCCACCAUUACUGUGGCGAUGCCUGGUGUCCCUGCCUUUCUCCAGGGCAUGACUGAUUUCUUGCAGGCAACACAAACGGGCGCUCCCCCCCCUCCGCCACCUCCACCCCCACCCCCGCCUCCAGCUCCAGAGCAGCAGACAGCGCCCCCACCAGGGUCCCCUUCGGGUGGCGCAGGAAGUCCUGGAGGCCUGGGUCCUGAGAGCCUGCCGCUGGAGUUUUUCACCUCAGUGGUGCAGGGUGUGCUGAGUUCCCUGCUGGGCUCCCUGGGGGCUCGGGCUGGCAGCAGUGAAAGUAUUGCUGCUUUCAUACAACGCCUCAGUGGAUCCAGCAACAUCUUUGAGCCUGGGGCUGAUGGGGCUCUCGGAUUCUUUGGGGCCCUGCUCUCUCUUCUGUGCCAGAACUUUUCCAUGGUGGAUGUGGUGAUGCUUCUCCAUGGGCAUUUCCAGCCACUGCAGCGGCUGCAGCCCCAGCUGCGAUCUUUCUUCCACCAGCACUACCUGGGUGGCCAGGAGCCCACAGCUGGUAACAUCCGGACGGCAACCCACACAUUGAUCACAGGGCUAGAAGAAUACGUGCGGGAGAGUUUUUCUUUGGUACAAGUUCAGCCAGGUGUGGACAUCAUCCGGACAAACCUGGAAUUUCUCCAAGAGCAAUUCAAUAGCAUUGCUGCUCACGUGAUGCACUGCACAGACAGCGGAUUUGGGGCCCGUUUGCUGGAGCUGUGUAACCAGGGCCUGUUUGAAUGCCUGGCCCUGAACUUGCACUGCUUGGGGGGACAGCAGAUGGAGCUUGCUGCUGUCAUCAAUGGCCGAAUUCGUCGCAUGUCUCGUGGAGUGAAUCCGUCAUUGGUGAGCUGGCUGACCACUAUGAUGGGACUAAGGCUUCAGGUGGUACUGGAGCACAUGCCUGUAGGCCCUGAUGCCAUCCUCAGAUAUGUUCGCAGGGUUGGUGAUCCCCCCCAGACACUUUCUGAGGAGCCAAUGGAAGUUCAGGGAUCAGAAAGAACUUCCCCUGAGCCUCAGCGGGAGAAUGCUUCCCCAGCCCCUGGAACAACAGCAGAAGAGGCCAUGUCCCGAGGUCCACCUCCUGCUCCUGAGGGGGGUUCCCGAGACGAACAGGAUGGAGCUUCAGCUGAGACAGAACCUUGGGCAGCUGCAGUCCCCCCAGAAUGGGUCCCUAUCAUCCAGCAGGACAUUCAGAGCCAGCGGAAGGUGAAACCGCAGCCCCCCCUGAGCGAUGCCUACCUCAGUGGUAUGCCUGCCAAGAGACGCAAGACGAUGCAGGGUGAGGGCCCCCAGCUGCUUCUCUCAGAGGCCGUGAGCCGGGCAGCUAAGGCAGCCGGAGCUCGGCCCCUGACGAGCCCCGAGAGCCUGAGCCGGGACCUGGAGGCACCAGAGGUUCAGGAGAGCUACAGGCAGCAGCUCCGGGCUGAUAUACAAAAGCGACUGCAGGAGGACCCUAACUACAGCCCCCAGCGCUUCCCUAAUGCCCAGAGGGCCUUUGCUGACGAUCCCUAGCUCUUUGCUCCAUGGCCCUUCAUCAUCAGGGGACCAUUUCCCCCUUCCUCCUUCACAGUAUUUAAGAAAUAAAGUCAGAUUUUCCUGGC